Parathielavia appendiculata is the source of this 1668-nucleotide messenger RNA. Its product is annotated as sugar transporter-like protein. Gene Ontology annotation, cellular component: membrane. The transcript is spliced from 3 exons. Gene Ontology annotation, biological process: carbohydrate transport; transmembrane transport. Bases 1 to 1668 code for a protein of 555 amino acids. The record is from RefSeq and is a predicted model, not a curated record. NCBI's taxonomy places the organism in Eukaryota, Fungi, Ascomycota, Sordariomycetes, Sordariales, Chaetomiaceae. Gene Ontology annotation, molecular function: carbohydrate:proton symporter activity.
AUGUCUCCAGCAAGAGGUGACGAUGCCAUCGACCGGGUGGCCGUCAUCAGGCCCAACGUUGACGAGUCGACCGCCGCCGAGGCAGCUGCUGCGACCGAGGCCGAGCACAACACGGGCCUCCUCAAGUCCCUCAAGCUGUACAAGAAGGCCUGCUUGUGGUCCAUAUUCCUCUCGACUUGCAUCAUCAUGGAAGGCUUUGACAACAACUUUCUCGCCAGUCUCUUUGCCUAUCCUGCUUUCCAGCGCAACUUUGGUGUCGCCCAGCCCGACGGCACUUAUCAGCUCACAGCCGCCUGGCAGACGGGCUUGACCAACGGCGUGCUGGCUGGCCAAAUCCUUGGCCUGUUCGCCAAUGGCAUUAUCGCCGACCGCUUCGGAUACCGCUGGACCCUGAUUGGCUCCCUGGUUGCUUGCAUUGGCUUCAUCUUCAUCAUCUUCUUCUCCGAGACGCUGCUCCAGCUGCUCAUCGGAGAGAUCCUCAUCGGCAUUCCUUGGGGCGUCUUCCAAACGCUCACGACCACCUACGCCGCUGAAGUGUGCCCGACUCAUCUGCGAGCUUAUCUAACAACAUACAAUAAUAUGUGCUGGGUUAUCGGACAGUUCCUCGCAUCUGGCGUGCUCCGCGCCAUGCUCUCCCGCGACGACAAGUGGGGAUACAAGAUACCUUUCGCUUUGCAGUGGGUAUGGCCGGUCCCGCUGAUCAUUGGCAUCUACCUCGCCCCGGAGUCUCCAUGGUGGCUCGUCCGCAAGGGCCGCCUCAACGAAGCGAAGCACUCACUCACCCGCCUGACGAUGCGUAACUCUGGUGUUCCCUUCAAGCCCGACGAGACCAUAUCGAUGAUGGUUCACACCAACGAGAUGGAAAAGGAACUGCUGGCCGGCACCUCAUACACCGAUUUGUUCAAGGGCGUCAACAUGCGCCGUACCGAGAUCGUUUGCAUGACGUGGAUGAUCCAGACCCUGUGCGGUGCAACCUUCAUGGGCUACUCGACCUACUUCUACCAGCAAGCCGGCAUGGCCGUCGAGGACUCGUUCAGCAUGUCGCUGGGCCAAUACGCCCUCGGCAUCGUCGGUACACUCAUGUCCUGGUUCUUCAUGCAGUGGUUCGGCCGUCGGACGCUGUAUCUCUCAGGCCAGAUCGUCAUGGUCGUCCUACUCCUCACCAUUGGCUGCGCCGCCUUUGCCGGGAAAGAAAACGUCACCGCGCAGUGGGCUAUCGGCUCGCUCCUACUCAUCUACACCUUCACCUACGACGCCACUGUCGGCCCCGUCUGUUACUCGCUCGUCUCGGAGCUGACCUCGACGCGGUUGCGCACCAAAUCGGUCGUGCUCGCCCGUAACAUGUACAACAUCAUGGGGAUUGUCACCAACAUCAUCACGCCGCGCAUGCUCAACCCGACCGAGUGGGACUGGGGCGCCAAGUCAGGCUUCUUCUGGGCCGGCACCUGCUUCUUGUGCGCCCUCUGGACCUUCUUCCGGCUUCCCGAACCCAAGGGCCGCACAUACGGCGAGCUGGACGUGCUGUUUGAGAGCGGCGUCUCAGCGCGCAAGUUCAAGUCCACCGUGGUGGAGCGCAUCGACGGCGUCAGCCGCGACGCCCUUGCCGAGAAGGAAAAGGCGCUCGCGGAGGAGGUCACAGUGGAGCGGGCUGAUAGCCGGCCGAACUAG